Messenger RNA from Larimichthys crocea (large yellow croaker), 2592 nucleotides. Its product is annotated as obg-like ATPase 1. Gene Ontology annotation, molecular function: ATP hydrolysis activity; GTP binding; ATP binding. The record is from RefSeq and is a predicted model, not a curated record. The transcript has 11 exons. The coding region runs from base 136 to 1326 and encodes 396 amino acids. NCBI's taxonomy places the organism in Eukaryota, Metazoa, Chordata, Actinopteri, Sciaenidae. Gene Ontology annotation, cellular component: cytoplasm.
CUUUCUCCCGACCAAUCACGGACCCCAUCGCGUCAAAACACUUCCGGUGUGCUCUCCAACUUGUCUUUCCACCGGAGCGGCUGGUGUGAGCGGUGAACACCACGUCGACUACAGGCUAAAAAAACACACAUAAAGAUGCCCCCCAAAAAGGUAGAAGCACCCAAACAGCCUCCACUGAUUGGAAGAUUUGGGACCUCUCUGAAAAUUGGAAUAGUGGGAUUACCUAAUGUUGGGAAAUCCACCUUUUUCAACGUUCUGACCAAAAGCCAAGCGGCUGCAGAGAACUUCCCAUUCUGCACGAUUGACCCGAAUGAGAGCAGGGUACCCGUCCCAGAUGACCGCUUUGAUUUCCUCUGCCAGUACCACAAACCAGCCAGUAAGGUUCCAGCUUUCCUAAACGUCGUGGACAUUGCUGGUCUGGUGAAGGGAGCUCACUCAGGACAGGGACUGGGAAACGCCUUUCUCUCCCACAUCAGUGCCUGUGAUGGCAUCUUCCACAUGACUCGUGCGUUUGAUGAUGAGGAUAUCAUCCACGUGGAGGGUAACGUUGACCCAGUGAGGGACAUCGAGAUCAUCCACGAGGAGCUGCGACUAAAGGACGAGGAAAUGCUCGCGCCAAUCCUUGACAAGCUGGAGAAGACUGCCGUCAGAGGAAGUGACAAAAAACUCAAACCUGAAUAUGACAUCAUGCUGAAAAUAAAGAACUGGAUAGUGGAGGAGAAGAAACACGUCAGAUUUUACCACGACUGGAACGACAAAGAGAUUGAGGUGUUAAACAAAUACCUGUUCCUAACGUCCAAGCCCAUGAUCUACCUGGUUAAUCUCUCUGAGAAAGAUUACAUCAGAAAAAAGAACAAGUGGUUGGCGAAAAUCAAGGAGUGGGUAGACGCUCAUGACCCUGGUGCUCAGGUGAUUCCCGUGAGCGGAGCUGUCGAGUCUAAACUGUUUGACAUGGAGGAGGAGGAGAGGAACAAGUUCUGCGAGGAAAACAAGACGCAGAGUGUUCUGACCAAAAUAAUAAAGACCGGCUACGCAGCACUGCAGCUGGAAUACUUCUUCACAGCGGGACCAGACGAGGUGCGAGCGUGGACCGUCAGGAAAGGGAGCAAGGCUCCUCAAGCCGCAGGAAAGAUCCACACCGACUUUGAGAAAGGCUUCAUCAUGGCUGAGGUGAUGAAGUACACCGACUUCAAAGAGGAGGGCAGCGAGAGUGCAGCCAAGGCUGCUGGGAAAUACAGGCAACAAGGGAGGAACUACAUCGUGGAGGAUGGCGACAUUAUCUUUUUCAAAUUCAACACACCCAACGCGCCUAAAAAGAAGCCGUGAGACCGACACGAUCGCUCGAGGACAAGCUCACAAUACAGUUUAGUCGGAGGCCCCAAAAGAGCUUACUGCUGUCUGCUGGUUUUCAUUCUUCUUUCUUGAAUUCAGAGGAUCAACUUACGGCCCAGUCGGCCAGAGGUGUGGACCAGAAUCUGUUCAGAUGAUUCUAUGUAAUAAUGUUUCUGUAAAAGAAGAGCUACAUUCCUACCUGUAAUACUUUGAGCUAAUUUUUCCAUUCACGCCAGUCAGAACAUUUUUCAAAACACUGUAUUGUAGCUGUCAUGUUCUCAAGGACGAACAGGUAUAGCUGAGCUGAGAAAUAUAAAAUUUCUGGUUUUAUUGGAAAUAACCUGUUGAGAAACUAACAGACUGUCUGUGUGUUUUAAUACGCUUCAUUUGAUCAAUUUGUUCACUUUUCUUGAGGCUUUUUGAUGAUUUAAGCCUCGGUGCACAAUUGAUUCCACCGAGUAACACCAGCUUGUCUUUCUCUCAUUAAUUGACAAUUACCGCCAUGAUCACUGCUAAUUAAUUGGCAAGCUCUCGCAUUGUAAUUAGCGCUUCAUUACAGGCAACUGUGUUUAAAUCUGUAAAGCAGCUCCUGUAUCCUGAAACACUUGUAAACAGUCAGCGAGAGUAAUAUAGUUACCUGCUAAUCACUGAUAAUUAAGUGCUCUUAAAUUAGUAUUAGGUCUAUUUUCUCAGUUCCUUUAUGUCUGAUCUAUAAUUAAACUUUAUUUUUAAGCUUUGCAGUACAUUUAAAAAUAGCAGUGAUGCUACAAUACAGUGCGUAUGAAUGUUUGACUGGUGCUGUGUUCACUAACAAGAGAAAAUGAAAGCCAUCACUCUGUGUUAAGCUUCAGGCCAGUGCUGUGCUGUAUUCUGAGGUGAUAUUAUUCAGAGAGAGCAAAGCCGGCAUCCUCUGCCGUGCCUGAAUCGAUAAUGUUAUUAUGCACACUGCUUUUAUUGACCUAGUUUGGGCUGGUAAACAAAAAAAAACUCUUCACAUGAUGAACUCCACCCUGCAAAACGUGACAAUGCUCCGUGGAUCAUCUGGACUAUACUGCUUCUUUCACCUCUCCUCGCUGCCUCCACGGUGUGAAUAUCUUUUAUUUCCAAGAGUACCAUAACAAUUCCCCUCACUUACUGAUCAACAUCUUGCCAAAUUGUGGACUAAGAAGAUAGAAAUCCUGUGACCGUUAAGACAGCCAGGAUACAAUAAAUGUCAAUCCUCAUCAAUAUGCAUGUGUCAAUAAAAGGAGAUAAACCUGU